CUGCGUCGCAAUAACUCCGAGCUGAGCUUCGCGUAAAAUUCAGAGGAGGAAAAAAAAAAAGUGGCGCACGACCGUUCCAGCUCUGGAUAACAAGAAAUGAACUGUGCGCUGAUCUCCACCGCUUUCUCUUAGGAUCUAAGUUUUUUUUUUUUUUUUUUUUAAACUACAGUGAGCGACAGCAUGUUCUUACUAAGACCCGCUCUGCUGAUUUUACUCCGUGUAUUCAUCGUCUCCACCUCAGGAGUCCCUGGGUUGAGAAUUGCUCCUGACCGCGGCACAACCAUCGUCAUCAACAAUCGUCAGGGUAAAGGUUGCCAAGUUUGCAUCGACUGGCCAUCAGAACAAUGCAACACUUCUCUUACGAUACAACACGGUUCUCCUGUCUCACUGUGGUUCAGAUGCGCAGAACCUCAAAAUUACCUCACCGUAGACAUUGUGAGAGAUAUCGAAUGCACCUCCAAGUCGUGCAGCGGCCUCAUCAACCAGACCGACGGAGGCUUCUUCCUGCGGUUUUUAAACCGCACCUUCACCUGGAACUUGAAGGCCUCGGAGCUCAAGGCUGUCAAAUUAGACUUCGCCAACACGGGUCUGAGACAGAUUAAUCCGUCUGAGAGAUGUCCCGACGGACACACCUAUAGCCUCCAGGCCCUGCAGGCUACAGGGAGCGUAGCCUUGGGGAAAUUCUGCAAAAUGGGCACUAUCAGCAGUGUUCAGAUACUGAAUCAGGGCAGCUUUUCUCUGGAUCUCCCAAAAGGCCAGUGGCUGCAGAAUGGCCACUUUGCUGCAUCUGUUGGGGAAGAAAUCAGGUCUCUUGCCAAAAUUUCACUGACGUUACCGAAAGGGGCCUCGUCCUCAGAGCUGCUUACGCCAAACUACCCGGAGAGUUUCCCCAACGACGACACGAUGGAGUGGUACUUUCAGGUCCCGGACAAACACAGGGUGGCCGUCCAGUUUGGAAACCUCACAGAGCCGAAAUGUUUGAGGAAGGAGACGGCAGUGGAGUACAGCAGCAAAGGGAGAUGGACGCUGUUUCUGAGGCUGACGGACACCCAGCCGGUCCAGAACGAGGGGAGCUUCUCGCUGACGCUGAGGAACUGCGAGAUGGACAGAAAACGAAGCAAACGAGCUGGUUCUGCAGGACUCUCCCUCAACCUAAAGGUGUCGGCUGCAGGUCCACCAGUGCUGUGUGAAGUGGAUCUCAGCAAAGCGGAGGGCCUUGCGCUCCACAUCGAGAAGGUGAAACCGGCCUCCAAGUGCGAGAUGGAGAUGAACUCGGUGAAAAAGGAGAAGAUUACAGUCACAUCGAGAAGUAAACUUUCUUUCCGGGACUGCCUUCCCGACGACGUGCAAGUCACAGCCAAAAGAGUCAUAGGCUGCAGUCAUCUCAAAGAUUGCCCCAAGACUCCCGUCCGUCUGUUGGUGCCUCAGCUGCCGUCCUGCCUCCCCGCCUCGCUGAGCAGCGUCACCUGGACCCUUCGCCCCGGUCAGCACGGCACCGUACUGCUGACAUCCCCCACCGGACCCCUCAAACAGUCCCUGCCUGGACAGCCGUGCAACGGCAGCAUCUUUAUCAAACUGACUGAAGAUGAUGGAACCACUAUUGGACACUUCUGCCCCCGUGGAGCCAUUCAGGAAGUCAAAAUCCACACCAAUGUGUCCGUCACCUGGACACCCAGCUUCCCGGGUAGAACACUGAGGUCCUACUACAAGCAUGUGCUGAACGCCAGUUUUGAAAAGGAGAUACGAGAAAGGUACAUAUACACCAUAUCUCCAUCGAAAGACGCCCCGGUGCUUGUGGGUACUCCUGGCUGGCCGGUAGGAAUGAAAUCCUAUUCCACCGUCUCCUGGAUUGUCAAUGUUCCCCCAAAGAUGGAUGCACACCUUAAGUUUGCCAACCUCAGCCAGCCCAAAUGCAACAAAGGUCACACCAGCAUCAGGGUGCAGAGAAUCGGCAACCUUGAGGAGGACUACAGCCGCCGGGAGGACGAGGAAGCCGAGAGCGAGAUCACUGUCUCCGAGAGCUUCUACCUCAACAUGUCCAGCUGCAUGCCUGAGAGAGGAGAGUUCCGCGUCAUCACCAAGAUCACCCUGCAGAAGGCCAAGAACCUUCUUCUGACCAUCAUCCUGAGUGUGGUUGCUGCUCUGCUUGUCAUUUUUGCCAUAGUGCUGGCUGCAGUCUGUGUGGUGGUUAGAAAGAAGAAAAAGAAGCUCGAUCAUCAGGUGUCCAUCUACAAUCCAAAUGGCACCAGCUUCUUGCCGGGACACAAUGGAUUUCCAACAACCCCAGAGGACAGCGAAGCCCACGUGUACGCCUCCAUCGAGGACACGCUGGUCUACACACACCUGCUGAAAAAGGGCGCAGAGAUCGGCAUCUACGGAGACUUCGAAACUUACCGGCCCUUCGCUGGACAAACAGACUCACAAAGGCCGCUGGUCUCUAAAGACGCUGGUGGCGACAACAUGGAGACCGGCGUUUAUCGCUCUUUCCAGCACCCGUCCCAACAAGGUCCCCCUCUUCCCAACAGGCCUCCGAGUCACGUCCAGCCGAUGGUGGACAAUGAGAUUUACCAGACGGACGAUCAAAACGAGGAGGAGCGUUCUCCGAGUCUGGGCCCGCGGUUGGAGCCAGAGGGAGGGAACUGAGCAGGAGAUUGGAUUCAGCUUUGUGAUUUUCACUUGACCUACUUGAACUUGGUGAUAUUCAUUCCCUGGCUUCUGUGUGAUUGCCUGCUGUUCAGCUUUGCAAGAGGCCCUACUUUUUUUUCUUUUUUUUUUAUCUCGAGUGUAGCUGUUGCACCAAAGCGAGGCACACAAAAUAAUCGUGUUGGAACCUGCCCGCAGCUGUUACCGUGUUUUAUCUCAGAUGAAGGCGCUUUUGUUUUGAAAGCAGAACUUAAUCAGUCCCUUUGUACAAGUUGUAGCCACUAUAAAGGCAUCUUCUGUUGCUCUUGGGCAACCAGUAUUUUGCAUUUAAGAUAUUUGUAUAUGUACUUUUGUACAUAUUAUGGGUGUUUUUUAUAGGAGCUGCUGUGUGCUGUUUACAUGAGUUUUUCAUUUUUAUUGUAAAAAAAAAAAAAAAGAGGACAACUAAUGCUGUUGCAAAGUGCUGAAUUUUUAUAGCAUUAGAACAUGAUGCAGUGGAACAGCAGCAUAUAUGCACGAAACAUUGUCUUUCUAUUGUUUGUCACUGCUUUCUUCCAAAUGCGACAUCAUUAUACCCUAAAUGUGUCCGACAGAGAGGUCAAAACACUCCUGCUAAUCAUGUUUAAUAUAUUAGAAUCGUUUUUUUAGGCUCUUGAAUGAAAUAAAAAUUGAGACCCAUACAUUUGGGAAUCUCAAGACUGAUCUACAACAA
Molecule: messenger RNA, 3355 nt
Organism: Stegastes partitus (bicolor damselfish)
Lineage: Eukaryota; Metazoa; Chordata; Actinopteri; Pomacentridae
Product: CUB domain-containing protein 1-like
Exons: 9
Coding region: 181-2643 (820 amino acids)
Source: RefSeq, a predicted model, not a curated record